Messenger RNA from Arxiozyma heterogenica, 1512 nucleotides. RefSeq names its product zinc finger-containing protein ZPR1 (gene ZPR1). The transcript has a single exon. Gene Ontology annotation, molecular function: zinc ion binding. Gene Ontology annotation, cellular component: nucleus; cytoplasm. The record is from RefSeq and is a predicted model, not a curated record. The coding region runs from base 1 to 1512 and encodes 503 amino acids. Lineage: Eukaryota; Fungi; Ascomycota; Saccharomycetes; Saccharomycetales; Saccharomycetaceae.
AUGAGUCAAAAGCAAGAGGAAUUUUUCAAACCAGUAGGUGAAGCUGCUGAAGAACUUUCAAAUGAAAAGUUAGACAACAACAACAAUAAUGCUACCACAACAACAACUACUAAAGAUACCAAUAAUGUCGAUACUAACAACGACAUUGGUUUAAAGAAAACUGGUGCAGAAGAUGCUAUGGGUCAUCCAGUCCAGGAGAUUGAAUCUCUUUGUAUGAAUUGCCACGAAAAUGGGACUACUCGUCUUUUAUUGACUUCAAUCCCAUAUUUCCGAGAAGUGGUCAUCAUGUCCUUUGAAUGCCCACAUUGUGGAUUUAAAAACUCUGAGAUUCAACCAGCUUCCACUAUCCAAGAGUUAGGAUCCAAAUACCAAUUGAAGGUAGAACAAAAAGAAGAUUUCAAUAGACAAGUCAUCAAAUCUGAGACAGCAACUUGUAAGUUUGUUGAAUUAGAUAUUGAAAUUCCUCCUAAGCGUGGUGUCUUGACCACCGUAGAAGGUUUAUUAACUGAAAUGAUUGAUGAUUUAUCUGCUGAUCAAGAAGAAAGGUUAAAAGUCGAUAAGAAUCUACACGAUCAAAUUGAGGCAGUUAUUAACAAAGUCAAAAGCUACAUUCAAUGUGAGCCAAACACACUACCACUCACUUUCAUCCUUGAUGAUCCUGCUGGUAAUUCAUGGAUCGAAUAUAAACCAGGUGAACCACAACACAAAUGGUCGCAUAGAGAGUAUGCACGUUCAGAUGAACAAAAUGUUCUUGUUGGGAUCUUAACUAGAGAUCAACUGGAACAACGUCGUCAAGAAAAAUUAAAAGCAUUAUCCAACCGUGGAAGAAACACUUCAGAAGCUGCAAAGGUCGAAACCACUGUUCAUGGUUUCUUAUCAGAUUCUACUGAUAUUGAAAAUUUUAACAAUGAAGUUCAAACUUUCACAGCUAGUUGUCCAUCUUGUGGUAGCUCUUGUGAUACUCAUAUGAAACCUGUUGAUAUCCCACAUUUCAAAGAAGUUAUUAUUAUGUCCACCGUCUGUGAUCACUGUGGCUAUAAAUCCAAUGAAGUAAAAACUGGUGGCGCCAUCCCAGAGAAAGGUAGAAGGAUCACAUUAUAUUGUGAUGAUCCAAGUGAUCUAUCUCGUGAUAUUUUGAAAUCUGAAACAUGUUUAUUAAAAGUCCCUGAAUUGCAUUUGGAUAUUCAAGAAGGUACUCUAGGUGGUAGAUUCACCACUUUAGAAGGGUUGUUGAAACAAGUUUAUGAUGAACUAGAGUCUCGUGUUUUUACUCAAACUUCUGAUUCUAUGGAUGAAGCAACGAAAGCAAACUGGCUCAAAUUCUUUGAUGACUUGAAAGAGGCUUUAGCAGGCAAACGUAAAUUUACCGUAAUAAUGGAAGAUCCAUUGGCUGGCUCUUAUAUACAAAAUGUUUAUGCACCAGAUGAAGACCCUAAUAUGAAGAUUGAAGAUUAUGAAAGAACUCCAGAACAAAACGAAGACUUAGGUUUAACUCAAAUGAAAGUAGACUAA